Molecule: messenger RNA, 1197 nt
Organism: Populus nigra (black poplar)
Lineage: Eukaryota; Viridiplantae; Streptophyta; Magnoliopsida; Malpighiales; Salicaceae
Product: probable pectin methylesterase CGR2
Exons: 7
Coding region: 207-995 (262 amino acids)
Biological process (GO): pectin metabolic process
Molecular function (GO): methyltransferase activity
Source: RefSeq, a predicted model, not a curated record
AUAAAUAUAUAAAUAAAUAAAUGCAAGUUGGAUUUGGAUCAAGCAAUCAAUCUCUGGGUCUCUCGCUCGCUCUCCCAACUAGCUUACCAUCAAAACAGAUAGAUCCAGAUCGCGCUUUAAAAGAUCUCCAACCCCUAACCCUUUCCAUUCGAUCUCCCAGUUUGAUUGCAGGCAGGCCUCUUUUGUUUUAGGUUAAAUAACAAAAAAUGUCGAGGAGGCCAGGGAAUCCUGCCAGACGUUUGGCUGAUGGAGGAAGCCUUCCUUUUGCUGGGUCGAUGCAUUCUAAAUCGCGUUCGUCGCCGUUACUAUCCAUUGGCCUUGUUGUCGUGGGCGCGAUUCUUCUUAUUGGAUACUGUUACAGUGGCUCAGGUGGGCAUAUCACCAAUAGAGAAGCUUUAAGCAAGACAGAAGGUGGUGUUUCUUGCACACUAGAAGUCCAAAGAGCGCUACCUUUUCUGAAGAAGGCUUAUGGUGACAGCAUGCGUAAAGUACUGCAUGUAGGCCCGGACACUUGUUCUGCAGUAUCAAGCUUAUUAAAAGAAGAGGAUACCGAGGCCUGGGGCGUGGAGCCAUAUGACUUAGAUGAUGUGAGUGCCAACUGCAAGAGCCUUGUUCGCAAAGGCCUUGUGCGUGUAGCUGAUAUCAAAUUUCCUCUUCCCUACCGGCCAAAAUCAUUCUCUCUUGUUAUAGUGUCAGAUGCGUUGGAUUACUUGUCUCCAAAAUAUCUCAACAAAACACUUCCAGAAUUGGCAAGGGUGUCUGCUGAUGGCCUAGUUGUAUUUUCUGGCGCUCCAGGUCAGCAAAGAGUUAAAGUUGCAGAGUUGUCUAAGUUUGGUCGUCCAGCCAAAUUCCGGACCUCAACAUGGUGGAUAAGGUACUUUGUUCAGACUGGUUUACAAGAGAAUGAAUCUGCCUUAAAGAAGUUUGAGCAGGCGGCAUUGAAGAAGUCAUAUAAGCCAGCCUGCCAAGUUUUCCACCUCCAGACAUAUGAUUGAAAGUUUUGGUGUCAUAACAUUUUCCAUUGCUGUGUCUGCAAACUGGCAACAAACCAUGCCAAUGAUAAGCUAUUUUGUGGAAUUACGUUCAUGUUGGUUCUUAUCUUGAUACAGUAAAUCUCUUGAUCAUUAUUUAUUGAGGAAAGUAAGCAUGUAUGAAUUCACUUCCACUAUUCUUUAUAAGAUAAGUUUUUGCACUCUA